AUGAGGGGAAGAUGCUCGCCUCUGUGUGGACUGGUUCCGACCACUUCAUCGAGGGGAAAGGGGAAAGAGAGGGAACGGUUGGAGGAAUGGGAGCAGUUUGAUGAGAAGGAGACCAGGCAUCUGCCAGGCCGAACAGAGAGCGAGAAGGGGAAAGAGCGCAUCACGAACCCAAACCCAAGAAAGGUACAUUCGCCCACUCGAGAGCUCGAGAAAGGAAGCCGCCCUCUUGGUGCGUUGUCCAUGGAGAGAGUUGCUAGUGGAAGCGGCACCAGUCGUGGUAGCAGGGCCAGGGACGGGGCGACAAGCGUAGUUCCCAGCAGCGUCCAGGCCAACAUCAAGGCGAAACGCAUCAAGCACGGCAGCUUUGACUUCGAGCGUCCUGUCUCUGCUGGCCAAUCCAAGCCAUUGCCGUCAGCAAAUGUCAAUGGCAGGACAAUCGCACCCCCGCACGCAUUGCAACGGAGUUCGAGCACCCGAGGUCCUGCUCGUAGGGUUACUUUGGACGACGGUCGACAGGAUCGUCAUACUCCAUUGUCUUCUUCGCUACCUAAAGCACGACCAAAGCCAGCCCUUGACAUCGACACGCAUAACCUGGCGCGUCGCACCACGGGUAGCUCUGCAGCGACAUCCCGGGGGCAGCCGUUGGUCAUCCCUCGCAGUUCCGGAUCCAAGGCACACCACGGCUCGGAGACGGAUCCAGGAUCACCAAUCUCCUCGACCCACUCCGGCAACUCGUCAGCGUUGAACUCGUCCUGGGGCAAGAAUGCGGGCAAGCGGAUAGCUCGCGCGGCGCAUCCCGCGUUCAAGUUUGAACCGGCCGUACCGACUAUUCCCGGGUCUCCUGCGGACAGCGACGAGCGCAAACGAUCCAUUGCAUCCUCAGGUACUGCGUCUCCGAUGCCGCCGUCACCGUUGUCCAAGUCACGGCAAGCACGGAAUGUGGGUAAGGGUCGCUCGCUCGACCUGAACCUCGGUUUGUCGUGGGCGCCGACGAAAGUGCGGGAGGACGCGUUGUCGCGGACGGCCGCUGGUCGUGUUACACCAGACUUGGCUGCGAGAGCCGGGGCGAGAUGGAGAGCAGCUACCUCAGACGAGAGAGACAGGUUCGGCGCAGGCCAGUCUGGUGCCGAAGUGGCGGACGUUUUCCGCGAGGUGUUGGGAGAUGCAGCGUAUUCAACGUUCAAGACAUACGUACAUCGAUAUGAUGCACGCGCAAUACCGCUGGACGGCCCCUUUGGUCUGAUGAAUCACGUACAACGGCUGCUCGACUCGGCCCCCGGGUUGGACUCGCGGAGAAAGCAAGUUCUCUUGCACAAGCUCAAUCGCGUUGUGCAGGAGAUCCGGUGA
Messenger RNA from Rhodofomes roseus, 1347 nucleotides. RefSeq lists its product as uncharacterized. Bases 1 to 1347 code for a protein of 448 amino acids. The record is from RefSeq and is a predicted model, not a curated record. The transcript has 2 exons. Lineage: Eukaryota; Fungi; Basidiomycota; Agaricomycetes; Polyporales; Fomitopsidaceae.